Mycetomoellerius zeteki is the source of this 8665-nucleotide messenger RNA. RefSeq names its product spectrin beta chain (gene beta-Spec). The record is from RefSeq and is a predicted model, not a curated record. The transcript is spliced from 13 exons. Gene Ontology annotation, cellular component: spectrin. Gene Ontology annotation, molecular function: structural constituent of cytoskeleton; actin binding; phospholipid binding. The coding region runs from base 229 to 7377 and encodes 2382 amino acids. NCBI's taxonomy places the organism in Eukaryota, Metazoa, Arthropoda, Insecta, Hymenoptera, Formicidae.
GCUGCGGCGGCGUAGGUGCGCGCUGCGCGCCGCUCAGUCGGUUACGCGCCGGUCGAGUGUGUGGACGGGCGGAUCGGUGUUGGAUCGUAAUUUGGUGGUAUUUUGGUGUACCGGGCCGGGGACUUUUAUGCGAGUUGCGUGGCGGAACGGUGCCGUGGGGUGUCCUUACGCGAGGGUGCACCCUUUUUAAGGGUUCGGCAGAAGUGAGCUGUUGGUCUGAUUGACAAAAUGACGACCGACAUCUCGGUGGUGCGCGGGGGUUGGGACCCCACGCUACAACAAGAGAUUGUCGACGAGUACGAAUACGACGGGGGAAACUCGAGUUCGAGACUUUUCGAACGCUCACGUAUCAAGGCGCUAGCUGGUGAGCGUGAAUUAGUGCAAAAGAAGACCUUCCAGAAAUGGGUCAACUCCCACUUAGUCCGAUGUUCGUGCCGAAUCGGCGAUCUGUACGUCGAUCUGCGAGAUGGCAAGAUGCUGAUAAGGCUGUUAGAGAUUUUGUCGGGUGAACGUUUGCCGCGUCCUACCAAAGGCAAGAUGCGCAUCCACUGCCUGGAGAAUGUGGAGAAGGCGCUGCAAUUCCUGCGUGAGCAGAGGGUACAUCUGGAGAACAUGGGAUCCCACGAUAUUGUCGACGGGAAUCCGCGUCUGAGCCUGGGUCUCAUCUGGACGAUAAUCUUGCGAUUCCAGAUUCAAGAUAUCACGAUCGAAGAGACGGAUAAUCAGGAGACCAAGUCCGCAAAGGACGCGUUAUUAUUAUGGUGUCAGAUGAAGACCGCGGGUUAUCACAAUGUAAACGUAAGAAAUUUCACGACAUCGUGGCGAGAUGGUCUGGCGUUCAACGCGAUCAUACAUAAGCACCGUCCAGAUCUGAUCCAGUUCGAAAAGCUUUCCAAAUCGAACGCGAUCUACAAUCUCAAUAAUGCCUUCAACGUUGCGGAGGACAAACUCGGUCUCACGAAGCUAUUGGAUGCCGAGGAUAUCUUCGUCGAUCAUCCGGACGAAAAGUCUAUCAUAACUUACGUCGUCACGUAUUAUCACUAUUUCUCAAAGAUGAAACAGGAGACUGUGCAAGGUAAGAGAAUUGGCAAAGUGGUUGGUAUCGCGAUGGAGAACGAUCGUAUGAUACAUGAGUAUGAGAGCCUCACCAGCGAUUUGUUGCGCUGGAUCGAGGCCACGAUAGAAGCACUUGGCGAUCGCAGGUUCGCGAAUUCCUUAGUCGGCGUUCAAUCACAACUUUCGCAAUUCUCGAAUUAUCGCACAGUAGAGAAACCACCCAAAUUUGUGGAAAAGGGUAAUCUCGAAGUAUUAUUGUUUACUCUACAAUCGAAGAUGCGCGCAAACAAUCAGAAGCCCUAUACACCCAAAGAGGGCAAAAUGAUAUCCGAUAUCAAUAAGGCAUGGGAGAGAUUGGAGAAGGCUGAACACGAACGGGAAUUGGCCCUGCGCGAGGAACUGAUUCGACAAGAAAAGUUGGAGCAGUUGGCAGCCAGAUUUAACCGGAAGGCUAGCAUGCGCGAGACAUGGUUGUCGGAGAAUCAGCGGUUAGUAUCGCAAGAUAACUUCGGCUUUGAUCUCGCUGCCGUAGAAGCUGCUGCGAAGAAGCACGAAGCCAUAGAAACUGACAUUUUUGCCUACGAAGAACGUGUGCAAGCCGUCAUGGCGGUCUCACAGGAGCUCGAGGCAGAGAACUAUCACGACAUUGAGCGUAUCAACGCUCGCAAGGACAACGUGCUACGACUAUGGAACUAUCUUCUGGAAUUGCUGCGCGCCAGGCGGAUGCGACUAGAACUUUCCUUGCAGCUGCAGCAAAACUUCCAGGAGAUGUUGUACAUACUGGACAGCAUGGAGGAAAUCAAGUUGCGACUAUUGACAGAUGAUUAUGGCAAACAUUUGAUGGGCGUGGAGGAUCUGUUGCAAAAGCAUUCUCUCGUCGAAGCAGAUAUCAAUGUGCUCGGCGAGAGAGUCAAGGCUGUUGUUCAACAGAGCCAGAGAUUCCUAGAGCAUGGAGAAGGCUAUCGACCGUGCGAUCCGGCCAUUAUCGUCGAGCGCGUGCAACAAUUGGAGAACGCGUACGCCGAGUUGGUGCGGUUAGCGAUCGAACGUCGUACCAGGCUCGAGGAAUCUCGGAAACUCUGGCAGUUCUAUUGGGAUAUGGCUGAUGAGGAGAAUUGGAUAAAGGAGAAGGAACAGAUCGUAUCCACGGGUGACAUUGGUCACGACUUGACUACCAUUAACCUGCUGCUGUCCAAGCACAAAGCAUUGGAAAACGAGAUACAAUCACACGAACCGCAAUUGAUGUCAGUUGCAGCAGUUGGCGACGAGCUAGUUCGGCAACAACACUUUGGCUCCGAUCGUAUUCAGGAGAGACUUCAGGAAAUUCUCGCUAUGUGGAAUCAUCUGUUGGAUCUGGCAGCUUUCAGAAGAAAGCGACUCGUAGAAGCUGUCGAUUAUCAUCAACUUUUUGCAGACGCGGACGACAUAGACAUCUGGAUGUUGGACACUUUGCGACUCGUCUCGUCGGAGGAUGUCGGUAGAGACGAGGCAAAUGUGGCAUCGUUGUUGAAGAAACACAAAGAUGUAACAGAUGAGCUUAAAAAUUAUGCUGCUACUAUCGAUCAACUUCACCAGCAGGCAUCCACGUUAGGCGAACAGGACGCAAAAUCGCCAGAAGUCCUAGAAAGACUGACUUCAAUAGAUAACAGGUAUAAGGAACUCCUCGAGCUAGCCAAGUUACGUAAGCAGAGACUGCUGGACGCGCUGUCAUUGUACAAGGUAUUCAGCGAGACCGACGGAGUCGAACAAUGGAUCGGCGAAAAGAAUAGAAUGUUGGAUACGAUGGUGCCUGCCAAGGAUAUUGAAGAUGUUGAAAUCAUGAAACACCGCUAUAACGGCUUCGAGAAAGAAAUGAAUGCAAACGCAUCCCGCGUCGCCGUGGUUAAUCAAUUGGCCAGACAAUUACUGCAUGUCGAACAUCCGAACUCGGAACAGAUAAUUGCGCGACAAAACGAACUGAACCAGAAGUGGGCUGAGCUGCGCGAGAAGGCGGAGGGUAAACGCGAGGAAUUGAACUCCGCACAUGGUGUGCAGACGUUCCAUAUCGAGUGUCGCGAGACUGUGUCCUGGAUCGAAGAUAAAAAGCGAAUCCUGCAGCAGACUGAUAAUUUGGAAAUGGAUUUGACUGGCGUAAUGACGCUGCAACGUAGACUGAGCGGUAUGGAGCGCGAUUUGGCGGCUAUUCAGGCCAAAUUAGAUUCCUUGGAGAAGGAGGCGGAAGUCAUACAGAAGGAACAUCCGGAGGAGGCUGCGGUGAUACGCGAGAGAAUUGCGCAGAUUCAUCUGAUUUGGGAGCAGCUGACGCAGAUGUUGAAAGAGCGCGAUGCUAAGCUCGAGGAGGCAGGAGAUUUGCACCGGUUCCUACGCGACCUCGAUCACUUCCAGGCGUGGCUCACGAAAACGCAGACCGAUGUUGCCAGCGAGGACACGCCGACCAGUCUUGCCGAUGCCGAGAAGCUGCUUACACAGCAUCAGAACAUCAAGGAAGAGAUUGACAAUUAUACUGAUGACUAUCAGAAGAUGAUGGAAUAUGGCGAGCGACUGACGACAGAGGCCGGUGAUGGCGACACGCAGUACAUGUUCCUGCGUGAGAGACUGAACGCGCUGAAGAUGGGCUGGGAGGAAUUGCAUCAGAUGUGGGUGAAUCGUCAGAACUUAUUAUCCAACUCCUUGAAUUUACAAGUGUUCGAUCGAGAUGCGCGUCAAGCGGAGGUGCUCUUAUCACAACAGGAACACAUUCUUGCCAAAGACGAAACGCCGACAAAUUUCGAACAAGCGGAACACAUGAUCAAACGACACGAGGCUUUCAUGACUACCAUGGAUGCCAACGACGAGAAGAUCAACUCGGUCGUACAGUUUGCCGGACGUUUGGUCGAUGAAGGACACUUUGCGGCCGAUAAAGUAAAGAAGAAGGCCGAGAACAUCAACGAGCGUCGACGAAUUAAUCGCGAGAAGGCCAAUCUACUUAUGGAGAAACUCAAGGAUCAGCUUCAGUUACAGAUGUUCCUACAAGAUUGCGAGGAACUCGGUGAAUGGGUACAGGAGAAACAUAUCACUGCUCAAGAUGAAACAUACAGAAGCGCGAAGACUAUUCAUAGUAAAUGGACACGUCACCAAGCGUUCGAAGCGGAAAUCGCCAGCAACAAAGAUCGCUUGCAGCAAUUGCAGCAAGCCGCGGACGAAUUGAUUCAACAAAAACCGGAUCUAGCGGAGAUUAUCAAACCGAAGGUCACCGAAUUGGCGGAUCAAUUCAUCGAACUGGAGACCACGACUCACGAUAAGGGUGAACGAUUGUUCGAUUCGAACCGCGAGGUGUUGAUACAUCAGACCUGUGAUGAUAUCGAUUCUUGGAUGAACGAACUAGAGAAACAGAUAGAAAGUACCGACACCGGAUCUGACCUGGCGUCCGUGAAUAUAUUGAUGCAGAAGCAACAAAUGAUCGAGACUCAAAUGGCGGUGAAAGCGAAACAGGUUACCGAAUUGGACAAACAGGCGGAACAUUUGCAACGUACAGUACCCGAUGAUAAAAUGGAGGAAAUCAAGUUCAAGAAGGAGAAAGUCGCUCAGAGAUUCGCUCAGCUCAAGGCACCGCUCGUCGAUCGUCAACGGCAGCUCGAAAAGAAGAAAGAGGCCUUCCAAUUCCGACGCGACGUAGAGGAUGAGAAGCUGUGGAUUGCAGAGAAGAUGCCGCAAGCAACUAGCACCGAGUACGGAAAUUCACUGUUUAACGUUCACAUGCUAAAGAAGAAGAAUCAGUCAUUGCGCACGGAAAUUGAAAAUCACGAACCCAGGAUCAAUUUGGUAUGUAAUAACGGGCAGAAACUGAUUGACGAAGGACACGAGGACAGUCCCGAGUUCCAAGAACUAAUACCCGAAUUGACGGAGAAAUGGCGCGAGCUGAAGGACGCGGUCGACGAUAGAAAUAAGCAUCUGCUGCAGAACGAGAAGGCGCAGCAGUACUUCUUCGAUGCCACUGAGGCCGAGUCAUGGAUGAGCGAGCAAGAGCUGUACAUGAUGGUCGAGGAUCGUGGUAAGGAUGAGAUCUCUGCUCAAAAUCUGAUGAAGAAGCACGAAUCGCUUGAACAUGCGGUUGAAGAUUACGCGGAGACGAUUCGCCAACUAGGCGAGACCGCUAGGCAACUAAUAAAUGACCAACACCCAUUGGCUGAUCAAAUCGCUGUGAAACAAUCGCAGGUAGACAAACUGUACGCCGGUUUGAAAGAUCUGGCUGGUGAGCGACGAGCCAAACUGGAUGAGGCACUCCAGUUAUUCAUGCUAAACCGAGAAGUCGACGAUCUCGAACAAUGGAUCCAGGAGAGAGAACUGGUCGCCGGUAGUCACGAGCUGGGUCAGGAUUACGAUCAUGUGACGCUGUUGUGGGAGAGAUUCAAGGAGUUUGCGCGCGAUACAGAAGCGAUUGGUUCCGAACGAGUGGAGGCCGUCAAUGGCAUUGCAGAUUCUCUUAUCGCUACCGGGCAUUCCGAUGCGGCAACGAUCGCCGAGUGGAAGGAUGGCUUGAACGAAGUUUGGCAAGACUUGCUGGAAUUGAUCGAGACGCGUACACAGAUGCUGGUGGCCAGUCGCGAGUUGCACAAAUUCUUCCACGAUUGCAAGGACGUUCUCGGCAGAAUCCUAGAGAAACAAAACGCCAUGUCCGACGAAUUAGGUCGUGAUGCCGGCUCGGUAUCCGCCCUUCAACGUAAACAUGCCAACUUUAUUCAGGACCUAUCCACGUUGCAGAAUCAAGUAUCGCAGAUCGAGGAAGAAUCCGCUAAACUACAGGCAAGCUACGCGGGCGACAAAGCGCGUGAGAUUACGAACCGCGAAGCCGAGGUCGUAGCAGCGUGGAACAAUUUGCAAUCGUUCAAUAUGGUCAGGACCCUGAUGAUCUGGAUGGAUGACGUUGUGCGCCAGAUGAAUACGUCUGAAAAACCGCGCGACGUCGCCGGCGUUGAAUUGCUGAUGAACAACCAUCAGAGCUUGAAGGCAGAGAUUGAUGCCAGGGAAGAUAAUCUAAUGGCAUGCAUUAAUCUCGGAAAAGACCUCUUAGCUAGAAAUCAUUAUGCCAGCGCGCAGAUAAAGGAAAAAUUGGCGGCAUUAACCGAUCACAGAAACGCAUUGUUACACCGAUGGGAGGAACGUUGGGAGAACUUGCAACUCAUUUUGGAAGUUUACCAAUUUGCUCGAGAUGCGGCAGUUGCUGAAGCAUGGUUAAUUGCUCAAGAGCCAUAUCUUAUGAGUCAGGAGCUUGGUCAUACUAUCGAUGAAGUUGAGAAUCUAAUCAAGAAACACGAGGCUUUCGAAAAAUCGGCAGCUGCACAAGAAGAAAGGUUUAGUGCCUUGCACCGACUUACUACUUUCGAAUUGAAAGAACUAAAGCGACGAGAGCAAGAAAGGGAGGAAGAAGAAAGACGCAGAAGGGAGGAGGCGGCAGCGGCAGAGGCUGCACGUUUGGCUAAGGCGACGCCUGUUACUAGUCCAGAUGAACCACCUAGCGAUAGAGCUGAAACUGACGGGGCAACAAGUGGAGAACGUGGAGAAGAUGAGGGACACGCGGCACAUCGCAAGGCUUCUACACGUACACCACAACCUCAAGACAAACCCAAGGAAGUGCAUGCACAAAGACCUAGACAGCUGUCUUUCCGGGAAGGAGAUGGGACUCAACCUGUCACGCCAACAUCUGUGAAAAUUCCACCGCAUGGUACUCGCACGCCGACAACUCCGAAAGGAAGUGGCUCCGAGGCUGCAAGGCGUAAGGAACGAAGCCGCAGCAAGUCACCAUUCAGGAGCUUCCGCUGGAGAAAGUCCGCCAAGUCGCCAAGUUUAGAUCGCAGUGGUGUGAGUGAUGAUGAGCAUAGUAUUCCUGAACCACGAAGUCCGAGCGACGACGAGUUCGAGGGGCCGUUACAGCGGAAGCACGAGUGGGAAAGUACGACGAAGAAGGCGUCCAAUCGCUCCUGGGACAAAGUAUACAUGGUCGUACGCGGGCAGAGCUUAUUUGUAUAUAAAGAUCAGAAGUCGUACAAAGCUUCGCCCGAUCAAUCGUACAAAGGAGAGGCUCCUCUUGAUUUGAGAGGCGCGACUAUUACUGUAGCGAGUGAUUACACUAAGAAGAAACAUGUCUUCCGAGUCAAGUCGCAAAGCGGAUCCGACUUCCUGUUCCAGGCCAAAGACGAUACCGAAAUGAACGACUGGGUAUCCGCAUUAAAUCAAGCGGCACAAGGAACAUCAGGUGCAAGCACAUCCAGGGCUCACACCUUGCCAGCCCCGACACAAGCCGAAACUAAGCGGCGUAGUUUCUUCACUCUCAAGAAAAACUAAACUGGAGCAGUGAAGUACGGUGUAAAGCCGCUCGUAAUGCGUCUGCACAACAUCGUGUUUAUCAGAAAUGUUUCGUCGCUCUACAUGGUUAAAGCAACGCUAAUAUAAAAUUAGAAGACAUGGCCACGGUGUAAUGAAAUGAAUUGAAGGACGGAUUGAACGCGGGUCUUUGAAAACGCCUACUUUCGAAGAACGGAGAUAUUUAACGGUUAUAUGUUGAUAUUUACAAGUGUAGGCUAUUGAAAGUCUAAUUAAAUUUAGUUCUUCAAUGAAUUUUGGACACUUUGCAAUAUUGCUAGUUGAAGAACAAGCGACAUUUUUCAUGUCCCACGUUAGCGUGAUCAGACUUUUGACACGGGAUUUAAUUCUAUUACAUUUUGCGUAUAUAUUGUCACGCAUUUCAAGAUGCACGAUCAUUUCUUUGUCGCGGAAACAGUGAAAUAAAUAGUGUCUUCUUUGUGGUACAAAGUAUUUUAUAAGUUGCUGCGAUGUUUUUACAUUCAGCAAUCUUUUUUAAGAACGUAAUUCGAUAGAAGACGGGUUCGAUCUUGUUGUGUCUGUAAAGAACGUGGAUUGGAGGAGAUAUAUCUUGGUCCAUGAUUUAUGAUAAUUUUUAUGAUUAUUCUAUAUGAUGAGUUCGGAUUUUUAACGUCUUUUAAUGCAUUUUAUUGCAUUUCACGCGAGUUUUCGCGUUACAGAGUAGAUAUAAUCUCCAACAAUAUACUAAAAGGAGGGCGAGAACGAUUCCAGCCGUGUUGAUCGCUUAGGAUAUAUCGCUUUCAUUAUCAUAUUAUCGCACCGCAGUAUUUUACUUGACUUCUUUUCCUGCAAACGUAUCUGUUUGCGUUCGGAUGACUGCCAUAUAUUUUAAGAGCCACACUAACUUGGGACAUAAUAUUAUAUAACUAGCUUUUAACAAAUUGUUAAAUAUGCAGCGCCCUAAGGGAAUAUCGCAUUGAAGAAUUAUAAAGAAAAUGUAACGCUAACAAGAGAGAGUUUCCUCCCUUCCCUUAUCCCUUCCCCCUUACACGAUUCCAUAUAUCACACUAUUCUGCAAGAGUUUAAAAUUUUUGGACUCGCGCAAAUGAUACAGUUUGUAUUAAGUGAGCGCUUACGGUAAAUUAUUAUAGCCGUGUUAUAUCAUUGUUGCGAAUCACUUGUAUAUCUCACUUGAUUCCGACUCGACAUUUGGCGUGACAUGUGGACUAUACUAUUACUCUUUUGUAAUUGUUAAUUUUCUUUUUUAAUAUUUAUCACGCUCAUCUUGUUUUUUUUUUCUUUUUAGAAU